Dichomitus squalens LYAD-421 SS1 is the source of this 1331-nucleotide messenger RNA. RefSeq lists its product as uncharacterized. NCBI's taxonomy places the organism in Eukaryota, Fungi, Basidiomycota, Agaricomycetes, Polyporales, Polyporaceae. Gene Ontology annotation, cellular component: chromatin; nucleolus. The coding region runs from base 28 to 1131 and encodes 367 amino acids. The transcript has 9 exons. Gene Ontology annotation, molecular function: macrolide binding; peptidyl-prolyl cis-trans isomerase activity. The record is from RefSeq and is a predicted model, not a curated record.
UGUUCCCCUCUCAUUAAUUCACACAAAAUGGCCAUCGCUGUUGGCGUCUGGAGUCUCGAGGUUCCUCCCGGUGAUCCUAUAGUAAUAAACCCACCUGCCGACCUCAGGAUCACCAACGUCGCUCUCGGCGACGAGAUCAAGGACGAGAAGAGCCGCACUACCGUGAAGCUCGUGUACCGCACCCCCGGCGUCCCUAGUGACAGCGACGACGAAGACGACGACCGCGACGACGACAAAUCCCUGGGCCCUGACGACCGUGACCCGUUGACUACCACCGUGUUGUGCUCCCUCACCUUGGGCAAGAUUGAGCAAGCGACAGUCGAUGUUGUUCUCACCGAGGAUGCAGAAUAUAUUAUCGAGCUUGUCGGCAAAAACACCGUGCACCUGACGGGGAACUAUAUCGACCAGCGCCCUCCGGACCAGGACCCCUUUUCCGAUGAGGAGUCCGAGGAUGACUUUGACCUGCGCGACGUGAGCUCGGACGUGGAGGUCGAUCCGAAUGAGUUGGACAUUCCGACUGACGGCUCAGAGCGGUUCGAGGAGAUCGUCGACGAGGAGCCAUCUACAGCGUCCAAGAAGCGGCGGCGUGAGUCGGACGCUAUGGAAACCGAGGAGCCCUCGGAAAAGUCCUCCAAGGCGCAGAAGAAGAAGCAGAAGAAGCUCAAGAACGCCAACGGCGAGGCAGUGGCUGCUCCUUCGCCCGAGAAGUCUGACAAGAAGGAGGACGAGAAGACAAAGUCCGACGAAAAGGAGAAGAAGGAGAAAGGCGACAAGAAGAAAGACAAGGUUGGGGAGGUCAAGACCAUCCAGGGCGGUGUGCAGGUGGUCGACAGUAAGGUCGGCACGGGCCCGAAGGCUAAGGCGGGUAACGUCGUGUCCUUGCGGUACAUCGGGAAGUUGCAGAGUGGCAAAGUAUUCGACCAGAACACCAAAGGCGAACCUUUCAAAUUCCGUCUCGGCCGGGGCGAGGUUAUCAAGGGUUGGGACGUGGGCGUUGCGGGAAUGCAGGUCGGCGGUGAGAGGAUAUUGACUAUUCCGCCGGCUAUGGCAUAUGGCAAGAAAGGCGACAAGACUAUCCCUGCCAAUUCAACCUUGAUAUUCGAGGUCAAGGUGCUCUCGAUCAAACCCUGACCCCUCAGGUUGCUUGUAUUGGGUACAGCGCAGACUAUCGCCCUGCCAACAAAAACCUGUAGUGUACCUUCCACGCAAUGGCUUGGAGUCCAAAUGCGCACAGGACGGACGCUCCGUUUGGUACAAUGUAUUCUUCAAACGGUCUGCCAUACUUGAAUCAAGCUGAGGUGGGCUGGCCGAAGGUCAGCCAGUAUUCUCGC